GGCUAGAUAUAUCCCAGCUCAGAAAUUAUGAGCUUCCGUUCUGACGAGCGCUGAUACUCACAUUGUGUGAUGUAUAGUGUGUGUGGCUUUUCGACUCCGCAAUCAUCCCUCUAUAGGAUGAUUCGGUAGUUAGUAAGUGCAUAGGGAGCUUUAUCUCACGUUCAAACCUCGAAAAGUGGGUUUUUGUGGAUGCUGGCAAAGGAACUCAGCUGUCACCUUCCCAAGGAAGAGUAAACAAGACCCAUCCAAAGCCCAUGGAAGAAUUAUCCAUGACUUUGUUCUUCGUUCGCUUUUAUUCCUGUCCGUUGCUUUGCUUCCGUGUCUUGUCUUUUCUUUUCUUCAUUUUUUUCCCCCGCCCCCUUCCCUCUGGGUAAUUGCUUGUUUUGUCUACUCCGUUCUGUAGGCACGAAUUUUGGGAGUAUCUUUUUCUUUAAUUUUUUCUGCUUCCCCCUUCUCUCCCUUCCUUUCCUAUAAUUUCUUUUUUUUAUGCGGUACUUUGUAUGACCUGUUCUCAAUUUCAGGCCUUUGCAUUGGCAUCUCCUUUAUGCAUAUACAUACUAUACUGUAGAUACCUAACUACUUGCGCAGGCGCAGUAAGUCUUCUCAACUCCGAUAACACAAGCAAAAAAAAUCAAUCAAUCAAUCAAUCAAUAAAUAAAUAAUAUAAAUAAUAUAAAAAAAGAAAAAGAAAAGAAAAAAAAAAUCAUUACCCACAAAGAUAAUUGAACAAAUCAAGGCAAGUAAGUAAUGAACUAUCUACCACUAGAUAGCUACCCAUGGAGUAAUAAGAAAGCUAACCAACUACUACCUAAAUCACCAAGAAACAACACCCUCCAAAUGCCGGUACUGGUACUAUCUUUCUACUCGCAGCGCCGUCCCAGCUACCUGGUUAUAGUAUGAUGGAAUGGAAAGCUAACGUAAAGUAAAACCGAACCAAACCGAACCCGACCUACGGAGAACUCCGUUAGUUACUUAGCUCCUUAUGGAAACUUGGUAGACAGGUCACUUCACAGCUAAGGACGCAAUUCCGCGAUUGAGG
Molecule: messenger RNA, 1039 nt
Organism: Aspergillus welwitschiae
Lineage: Eukaryota; Fungi; Ascomycota; Eurotiomycetes; Eurotiales; Aspergillaceae
Exons: 2
Coding region: 501-662 (53 amino acids)
Source: RefSeq, a predicted model, not a curated record